This is a messenger RNA of Sclerotinia sclerotiorum 1980 UF-70, 1290 nucleotides long. RefSeq lists its product as hypothetical. Gene Ontology annotation, molecular function: protein kinase regulator activity. The transcript is spliced from 4 exons. The coding region runs from base 1 to 1290 and encodes 429 amino acids. Gene Ontology annotation, cellular component: protein kinase CK2 complex; cytoplasm. Lineage: Eukaryota; Fungi; Ascomycota; Leotiomycetes; Helotiales; Sclerotiniaceae. The record is from RefSeq and is a predicted model, not a curated record.
AUGGACGAUUUUAAUAGCGAAACUGAUAGCGAUUAUACUAGUUACUGGAGAGAUUGGGUGAAUGGAACCACGGCUCUCGAAGAUAAUCUUCUGCGAUUUCGUUUUCCAAACUACCAUCUCACUUAUCAUUGUGAAAGUGGAAAUAUUAUCUCUUCUCGACUACGCAUGAUGAUCUUUGGUUCGUUUGAUGCGGGUGGUCGUCACGUCCUGGAAUCUACGCCAUCACCAGGUCCUCCGCCAACUCUGUUACCCAGACGGGGUAAGAAAGGCAAGAGAGAUAAGAGAGGCAAGAAACGUCGAGCUUCAGAAGUAGAGGAUCUUGAGGCUCAAGGACGCGAAUCAGUUGGCUGUUUCUAUUCCAAGGCAAAUAUCAAAGCAAUGGAUAACCUUCUUGAUCUUUUGCCAGCGAUUUCUGAACGUGCCCUUCACGCAACAGCGCUAGUUGACCAUGCCCUGGAGACUUUAGAGCGCGGCGAUGUAUCAAAUUGCAGUAUCCUCGAAAACGAUGCCAGCUCUUUUGCCACGUACAUGCCUUUCAAACAUUUUAUUUCAUCUCGCGGUAAUGAGUACUUUUGCGAAAUUGACGAAGACUAUCUCACCGAUCGAUUCAACCUUACAGGACUUCAAACCGAGGUUCAAUACUAUCAAUAUGCGUUGGAUUUAGUUACGGAUGUCUUUGAUUUGGAUUGUGAUGAUGAUAUGAGAGAGACUAUUGAGAAGUCGGCAAGACAUUUAUAUGGUUUAGUCCAUGCUCGUUAUAUCGUCACUACUAGAGGAUUGGCCAAAAUGCUUGAAAAAUACAAGAAAGCCGACUUUGGAAAAUGUCCUCGAGUUAUGUGUAAAUCGCAUCCACUUCUUCCAAUGGGUCAAAGCGACAAUCCAAAUGUCAAAGCUGUUAAACUUUACUGCUCUCGUUGCGAAGAUAUCUAUAAUCCUAAAUCCUCUCGACAUUCCGCAAUUGAUGGCGCAUAUUUCGGGACUUCAUUUCAUAAUAUUUUAUUUCAGGUUUACCCAGCGAUGAUCCCGGCGAAAAGUUUCGAUCGAUAUGUACCACGAAUUUAUGGAUUUAAGGUUCAUGCGCCUGCGACUUUGAUUAGAUGGCAAAAUGGAGAGAGGGAUGAGAUGAGAAGACGAUUGAGGAAGUUGGACAUUGAUAGCGGAUUUAAGGAUGAGGAUGGUGAGGAAGUAGAUGACAGUGAGGAGGAAGAAGAGGAAGAGGAAGAACUUGAUGCACUGGAAAAGACUUUGGAGAAUGGACAAGCUGAUGGAGAUGUUAGGGUAGGAGCUUAG